Messenger RNA from Penicillium salamii, 717 nucleotides. The record is from the annotation of a GenBank genome assembly. NCBI's taxonomy places the organism in Eukaryota, Fungi, Ascomycota, Eurotiomycetes, Eurotiales, Aspergillaceae.
AUGUCUCCCCGCAAAGCCCUAAUCAGCAUUACCUCCGCCUCGGCGACUCUCUUUAACGGCAAAGAAACAACAGGCCUCUUCAUCAGCGAGGCCCUGCACCCAUACAAUGUCCUGGUAGCCGCAGGCUUUGAAGUCGACCUUGCUUCCGAGACAGGGAGCUACACCCCCGACUGGCUGUCCCAGCAACCCGACUUUCUGAACGGCGAAGACUUGCAAACCUGGAACGAUCUGAGCAGCAGCUUCCGCCAGAAGCUAGACAAUAUGCCCAAGGCUGCAGACGUAGAUGGAUCCCAGUAUGGUCUUUUCUAUGCCUCGGCCGGCCACGCUGCCUUGAUCGAUUACCCGACUGCCUCCUCCUUACAGAAGAUCGCAGAGCAGGUCUGGGCUAAUGGUGGUGUGGUGGCUUCUGUCUGCCAUGGUCCUGCUAUCUUUGCCAAUGUCCUUGACAAAUCGACCGGGGAGUCUGUCAUCAAGGGUCGUCGCAUGACGGGAUUCACCACCGAAGCGGAAGAUACGAUGGGUAUCAUGGCUGAUCUGAGAAGCUGGGGUGGAGAAAUGGUUGAAGAACUUGCUUCCAGACUUGGCGCGCAUUAUGAACGUUCUGCUGGAAUUUGGGAUGACUUCCAUGUUGUGGACGGUCGCCUUGUUACUGGCCAGAACCCUGCCAGUGCUACUUCGACUGCUAAGGCUGCUGUUGAGGUUUUUGACGCUCUUUGA